This is a messenger RNA of Xenia sp. Carnegie-2017, 1061 nucleotides long. RefSeq names its product formin-like protein 5. NCBI's taxonomy places the organism in Eukaryota, Metazoa, Cnidaria, Anthozoa, Malacalcyonacea, Xeniidae. The record is from RefSeq and is a predicted model, not a curated record.
AAGAAUCUUCGCUUGUUCUCAACCCACCUCCACCAACUCGAAAAUCAUUUAGCAUUCCUACUAAAACGACAAUUACAACACCACCAUCAGCAACACCAACACCAGCAUCAGCAACACCACCACCACCAGCAUCAGCAACACCACCACCACCAACACAAAGCAGCAGCACCACCGCCACCACCACCAACACAAGCAGCAGUAGCACCGCCACCACCACCAACACAAGCAGCAGUAGCACCACCGCCACCACCAGCAACACCAGCACCAGCAGCACCCUCACCAGCAGCACCACCACCACCACCACCACUAACACCAGCAGCACCGGCACCAGCACCGGCACCACCACCAGCAGCACCCUCACCAGCACCACCAGCACCACCGCCACCACCACUAACACCAGCAGCACCGGCACCACCGCCGCCACCAGCACCACCGCUGUCAUCAAGCGAUGUUUUUCGUGAUGAAAUAGAUGAUGAAUUGACGACGUCUGUAGAUGAAACACAAUCCCAAGUAACAAAUACUGCUUCUAAUGGCUUCCCAACACCACAAGCAAUUGUCAAUGAUUCAAAUCCGCCACAAUCUUCAUCUCAAAGUCCAGAUAGUCCUUCAAAUGACGAUUUUCCUUUACCUCCUCCACCUUCCUCCAUGUUUUCUGAUGAAGAAGUCCUUAUUGAUGAGAGAAGAAGUGAACCUGAGAUAAACAAUUCUCCAUCACCUGUUCCCACCGAAGCAUCUCGACCCCCACCACCACCUCCACCUCCGUCAAUCGCAAUCGCUUCCACGCAAUUCUAAAUUCGCAAAAUCUCGAUGAAAUAAACAUACCUUGAUGUGAUUUUAUGAUAAUAUAUUUUCAUGUUUUAUUUGAAUGAUCUUCUAGUAUGGCGAUGCUGUCAUAUUUUUCUGGAUCGAAGACAAAUUCAACGAGAAAACGUAAAGUAUAAAGUUUAUGAAUGGGAUCAUAGUUAAGUAACUUGAUUGUAAAAAGAUAAGACCAUAAACUACUGAUUUAAUUCUUUACUAUUUACUAUAAGUAUAAAUACAUUCUCUAUGUACGCAUUUAA